Molecule: messenger RNA, 3956 nt
Organism: Cyprinodon tularosa
Lineage: Eukaryota; Metazoa; Chordata; Actinopteri; Cyprinodontiformes; Cyprinodontidae
Gene: ccdc157
Product: coiled-coil domain containing 157
Exons: 9
Coding region: 92-1924 (610 amino acids)
Source: RefSeq, a predicted model, not a curated record
CUUGCCGUUGUCGGGGAAACACCAUGUCAACAUGUCAGCUGGUUUCUUAUUAGUGUGUAAAACAGAUGAUAUUUAAAAAUAAUAGUGAGAUAUGACUGAGCUGUUGGGCCGUGAGAACUGCAUCAAGAACCUCCGGAAAGACCUGGUCGAUAUUCAGGUUGCGAUUGAGGACGUGCUUUCCAGAACCGGACCGGUCCAUUACACCUCCUGGAAGUUCCCAGACAAACUGGCCUGCAGUUUGGACAUGGUGGCUUUGCUGGAGGAGUAUGAUUUUGUGAAUGGAGAGGACGCAUACAAUCAGCACUCGCAUGUUGUUUUGUUGGAGUUGGUGGUUGACAGACUCCUGCUCCUCCUACAAAGCGUCGGGGCUUUUACAGAGUUACAGAAGGGCAGAUACAGAAGAGAUCAAAGCCAGCAGAAAGGAUGCCUCUCAGUGGGCCUUGUGGUCAGGAACUAUUGGGGUAACUUACUUCAGUAUGCAAACACGAAGGAGAACUCCAAAGACAUAAAACAGAUCAAAACAAAGGCAUUAGACACUAAUCAGAAGAAGGUCUCCUCUCCAUCUUCCCCAACCAGCUCAGGGUCUGAUUUCUGCAGAAAUUGUGCCUCUACCUUGUUUUGUCCAACCUCAUUCAAAUUCCCCCCUGAGAAUCACACAAGUUCAGGUCCAGAUCUCAAUGCCUCAUCCUGUUCUAAAAUUCAACGGCACAGUGCUGGCUGUCAGACAGUGGAGUCCUUGCUUAUACCCUGUGAUGCAUGUUAUCGAGUCCAAUCCCUUUUGAGAAACACAGGAGAUGCUUUGAUCGAUCUUUUCCAGAGUGAGGGUCUUCCCUCUGCUCUACAGCCUCUCUUAGAUGCCAUGCAAGACACAGUGGAUCCAGGAAAAAUUACGGCGGAUGAUGUUGCCCUGUGGGCCAAAGAGCAACUCAGGGACAUGCACCGCCUCGGAAAACAUCUUCAGGAUGUGCGGAGUACAGUGGAGCCUCUUAGAGAAGCCCUCAGAAAAGCUGAAUCAGAGCGAGACGGAUUUAGUUCUCAGCUGGUAAGCGUGAAGAAGGAGUUUAAAGAAGAGGUGGAAAAACACCAGGCCAAUAUAGUCCAGCUGGAGUUAGCUCUUCAGAAAGCACAGAGAUCCUCAAAGGAAACCGAGCAAAGGCUGCAAGAAGAACAUAAGCAACUAAAGAGAGAAAUGUUGUCCUUGGAGGAGAACAAUACCAGACUCAAGGAGAAGGUGGAACUCCAGCUAAACAUGUGGCAAGCACUGAAAGACGAAAAGGAGAUGCAAAGAGAUGAAGAGGCGUACAGUAAACUCCAGCAAAGGAUCCUGGAGCUUGAAACUCAUCUCAGUGACACUAAACUUCUCCUCGACAAGGAGAAGGCCAAGUAUCAGAGCGCUUGUUGUCGACAGGAGUCAAUGCAGGCAAAGCAGCAGUCCUUAUCAGAAAGAGUUGAUGCUCUGGAUGAAGAGUGUGACGAGCUACAGAAGCAAUUGGAAGAGAAGGAAGAUGCUCAGAGCAGUUUAAACAAACGGCUGCAAGAUAUUUAUAAGUUGAAGGAGCAACAAGAGGCUCAGCUCUCUCAACAGCAGGAUAUCUAUAGAGAGCUCCAAAGAGAGAAGCAAACACUACAGACACAUGCAGAUGAGCUGGAAAAACGUGUGGCACAAUUAACAGAGCAUGUGAAUACACUGAGGGAGCGGGAGAGACUUCUGGUGCUUUUUCCAGAGCUAAAUGACUGGGCUCAAACCCAACCGCAAAGUACCGGAAACUUGAUUUUAGAUAUGGAGCAACAACAGCAGGCAAACAGCCUUCGUAUAAAACUUCUGGAACAGGAAAAUGCUACUCUCCAAAAAAGUCUUGAGAAACUACGACAAAGACAAAUAUUUAACUCCACCAGGGUGGAUCCACCUCGACACACAAAGUGAAGACCAAAGCGGAUCAGCUGUUUGCCUGGAAAGUUCAAGCCCAACCCAGAGACCAGACUGGUUCUUUAUCAUUUGGAAGAAGUUUAGCAAACAAAAGCACUGUGAUGUUAAUGGUAAAAUAAGUAAAAUAAAGUUUGAGAGGCUUUCACGGAUCUAACUGAUGGUGGGGAGCACUGAGAUUAAUAUACUGUAGAUGUAACAAAUAAUUGAGGAAAAAACAAAAGGUGGCUCUGAUCCCUCCCACUGGAUUAGCUUGGAGGUCACCUUGAUGGUGUUAAUGGUUGUUAGGGGGUUGUGACUCCCUCAUCAGAGUGGUUUCAUUCACAUGCCUGAUUGAAACUCAGAAAACCCUGCGGGGUCUGGGAGACCCCUCUGGGACCAUGGAAGCUACAGCCGGGUCCAGGAGAGCCCUCUUAUACGUGGUUUGGGGGGAACCCAUGCGGGGUCAGGGACACCCCUCUAAGAAUGCAUGAAGUUUAAUCAAUUCAGACUAACAUACCUUAUAGGCAAAAUAAGCAUUUUGAACAUUAGUUAUGUUAAAUGCAUAUUAAGCAGUUAUAAACAGUCUAGAUAUUAAUACAUCUAUAAAUGAUUUAUUAACCAUUAGAUAUGGACUGUAAUACACAUACAAGCAUUUGACCAAAGAGAAAGCAAUGGAGGAAGAAUUUAAGGGAAUUAAGAAAACAUUAAAAUAACUACCAGAGACACUAAAUACACUAGAAGAAAGGCCUGAUCAACAAUGGUAUUUCUAAACAAAAGAUUUUAAAAAAUAGGCUUGUCAAAGCAAAUUGCGGCGCUAAAUGGGGACGAUGAAACAAAGAACAAGAAAAUCAAGACCUCAGAGAGCCACAAAGAUUUUAAACAUAUUCUAGGAGCAAUAACUUUAUUAUCACUGGAUUAGAUAAUAAACCACAAAGCUACUAAGAGCCGUGGCUUCUGAAGGAAAGUCGACAGAAAAAGAUCGGUAGAACAACAGGUUAUCACAUUUAUGAAAAUGAAAGGAAUGGAGAUAAGAACUCAGGACACUGAAGCCUGCCAUCCAUUAAUUACCACAGUGGUGUCAGACUCCACUCAUCUUAUCAAGUGAGUCUAAUCUGAACUCUUGAUGAGAUGACUGGAGUCUGGUGUGCUAUUGCUUGGUUAGAAAGCAAACCUGCAGCCACACGGCCCUUUCUGGAACCACUUUGACACCCCUGCAUUACCACGAAGUCAACAACUCAGUCACCCUAUUGGGGUCUGUAAGCAGAAAACUAAAAAAUACUGUAUAAAAAACAAGGAAGGAAACUGAAAGGCACAAAUGUGUACCUACAUGUUAACUUGACAAAGAAAAAUGCAGACAUUUUACAAAAAGUUUACUUCUUGAAAAGAAAACUUAUAACUGUAAAUUAGUUAAACUAAAUCUGACUCCUGAAGAGGCGAAUGUGUUGUGUAUUUGAGGUGAUCCAUUGCUGGAAAGUUGCCUACGCAGGGGGGAAACAGGUGCCGCAAUAACCUGCGACACAAACAACUACUGACUCCAUACAAUACAACUUGUUUCCAGAUAAUGGAGAUGAUCUCACCAACCAAGUGACACAUACUUGAUAAGGGAAAGUAUAACAAGCACAUGUAUCUAUAAUUUUUCUUUUUCUAAAGUUCAAAUUUCAACCACCAUUGUUUCUUUAAACAAUUUUUUUGUGACUGCUGUUAUAAGUUCAUCCCACUCCAAAAAAAAGGGGAGGAAAUUAAUAAUAUUAACUGCAAUGAUUAUACAGAAACCGAAGAUAGACCAUUACAUCUCCCAGCUGAUAUUUUGCCUGAUAUAAUUUUUUUGAAUCGGUAUUGGCCAAUUAGGGCAUGCGUCGGCUGAUUUAUAACUGCAUUCAGCAGCCAAGUCUUGUAAAUAUGUGGAGUUCAUGCACCUCCCUUCCCUAUAAAUUGUUAAUGUUUUUGUUUGAUUUGCCAAUAAAUGUUUUUGUAUCGUUUGAAUCUAGACAACAUUUGUUCUCAUUGUCUUACUUUUAUCAUGAUGGAGAACAUAAUCGGCUCCAAGAAU